Molecule: messenger RNA, 1544 nt
Organism: Phyllopteryx taeniolatus (common seadragon)
Lineage: Eukaryota; Metazoa; Chordata; Actinopteri; Syngnathiformes; Syngnathidae
Gene: jmjd7
Product: jumonji domain containing 7
Exons: 9
Coding region: 378-1367 (329 amino acids)
Molecular function (GO): 2-oxoglutarate-dependent dioxygenase activity
Source: RefSeq, a predicted model, not a curated record
CGCAGUACGGCGCAUGUUUGUUUAUGUCUAAGGGGACAAAGGUCAUCUAUAGCUCAGGUUCUGUUUCAUAAAAUAACUUUUUAAGUUUGAAUGCUUGAAAUUUUCAUGAAAAAUGCAAUGUAAAAAUAUCAAGACUGAUUUCAUUUAUGGUCAAGUUCUGGGACGGAAAAUCGAUCUAUUUGACUUAUUUGACUGCAAUUGACCUUCCCGCCAGCAGGGGAAGCAAUGCCGGUAGCCGGGACGCCGCCGACGAUGCAGUGCGCAGGCGCAGAAAGUGGAAACAAAGCAGCAUGGACGAGGCGGUUGAGGACUAAAAUGUGAUUAUGGAUUAAUUUAUUGAUCGUUCUUGAUCAUCAGACGAGCGAUAAACAAACGAAAUGGACGUCGUGAAGGAACGUCUGGCUCAAUUCUCCCUAGAGGCUCACGAUUUGUAUCUGAGCCAAUCGGUGCCUUACGUGGACGGCCCACCCGACCCGCUGCACUUCUACCGCGACUGGAUUGGUCCCAACAGGCCGUGCAUCGUACGAAACGCCUUCAACCAUUGGCCGGCUCUGUCCGGGUGGACGCCGACGUACCUCAGGGAGAAGGUGGGCUCCAAGGUCAUCAGCGUGGCGGUGACCCCCGACGGUUAUGCCGACGCCGUCAAAGACGACCGAUUUGUGACGCCCGAAGAACGACGCAUGAGCUUUUCCUCCGUGCUCGACAUCAUCCAAGGAAAGGUCAAGAUGACGCUUGUUGCGCAACCCUCGCUUCACGCGAAGAAGCGCGGCGGCGGCGGGGUGUUCUACGUUCAGAAGCAGUGCUCCAACCUGCCGGACGAACUCCCCGAGCUGACGGCCGACGUCGACGCGCACGUCGACUGGAUGAGCACGGCGCUGGGUGAGCGAGGAAAGUUACCCGACGCCGUCAACUUCUGGCUCGGUGAAGGCGACGCGGUCACUUCCUUACACAAAGAUCCUUACGAGAACCUUUACUGCGUCAUCUCUGGACAGAAAGACUUCAUCCUGCUGCCGCCUACUGACAGACCCUUCAUCCCUUACGGCCUGUACCAGCCUGCAGUUUACCGUCAGAAGGACGACGGUGACUUCGAGGUGGUGGACCAGCAUGACCGUGAGAAGGUGCCGUGGAUCCCCGUGGACCCCCUGGAUCCGGACCUGGAGCGCUACCCCGCGUACCGGCGAGCGCGUCCGCUGCGCUGCAGCGUGAGGGCGGGCGAGAUGCUCUACCUUCCGUCGUUGUGGUUCCACCACGUGCGACAGUCGCAUGGCUGCAUCGCAGUGAACUUUUGGUACGACAUGGACUUCGACAUCAAGUACAACUACUUCACGCUUGUGGAUGACCUCACGGCCUUCACCGGGCAACACUGAGCUGAGCGCCUGGUUACAGUGCACCGAGGAGUCACACGAGGGCGCUGCAGGAAUUCACAGGAAACAUUUGUGUCAAGCGCCAUUUUCUUGAACAGCCGCUCCACAAUCCGGCUCGUUCAUCCUCCUGCUGUGGCGCUCUGCGCCUUUUGAGAAUAAAUAAUGAGCACGUGAUUGAAA